CCAUGGACAUUGAAGCAUAUUUUGAAAGAAUUGGUUAUAAGAACUGUGGGAACAAAUUGGACUUGGAAACAUUAACUGACAUUCUUCAGUGCCAGAUCCGAGCUAUUCCCUUUGAGAACCUGAACAUCCAUUGUGGAGCAUCCAUGGAUAUAGGCUUGGAGGACAUAUUUGAUCAAGUCGUGAAGAGAAGGCGGGGUGGUUGGUGUCUCCAGGUUAAUCACCUUCUCUACUGGGCCUUGACCACAAUGGGUUUUGAGACCACAAUGUUGGGAGGAUAUAUUUAUGUCCCACUCCUUGACAAAUAUUCCAGUCCCAUGAUGCACCUUCUACUGCAGGUGACCAUGAAUGGCAAAAUAUAUAUUGUAGAUGGUGGGUUUAUAUGCUCCUAUCAGAUGUGGGAGCCUCUAGAAUUAAUUUCUGGGAAGGAUCAGCCUCAGGUGCCUGGCAUUUUCCGAUUGACAGAAGAGACGGGAACCUGGUACCUGGACCAAAUCAGAAGAGAGCAAUACAUUCCAAAUAAGGAAUUUGUGAAUUCUGCCCUCCUUGAGAAGAAUCAGUACCGAAAAAUCUACUCCUUUACUCUUGAACCUCGGAAAAUUGAAGAUUUUGAGUAUAUGAAUACACAUUUUCAGAUAUUCCCAUCUGUGCUACGGGACAUAUCAUUUUGUUCCUUGCAGACCCUGGAAGGAGUUUACUGUUUGGUGGGCUUCACCCUCACCUCUAGGAGAUUCAGUUAUAAGGAUAAUGUAGAUUUGGUAGAGUUUAAGGCUCUAAAGGAGGAAGAAAUAGAAGAAGUACUAAAAACUAUAUUUGGUAUUUCUUUGGAGAAAAAACUUGUGCCCAAGCAUGGUAAACAUUGUUUUACUAUUUAG
Molecule: messenger RNA, 872 nt
Organism: Castor canadensis (American beaver)
Lineage: Eukaryota; Metazoa; Chordata; Mammalia; Rodentia; Castoridae
Product: arylamine N-acetyltransferase 2-like
Molecular function (GO): arylamine N-acetyltransferase activity
Source: RefSeq, a predicted model, not a curated record